AUGGAGCUGUCGCAACGCUUUCGUUUCGAGCCCGUGGGGUGCCUCGUCUCCCCGCAGGCGCCCCACGUGGCGCAGGCGCGAAGCGCCGCCUCGAAGGUGCCGAAAGUGCUGAAGGAUGGCUUGCCGGUGGAGGAGUUGACUCACGAGCUGGCUGCCGGGCACAAGAUCAUCUUCGCAGCCCUUGGCACGAUGGCCCUGUCGGAUCGCUGGAGCAUCGAUUCGGGCCGCGCCUCGGGUGGCAAUCUGCCGCCGGGCACCACAGGGAAGGAGUACUGCCAACACGUUUGGAGAGCGUUGCUCGAAGCCAUGGAACUGCUGGGGGAAGAGUACUAUUGUGUACUUUGCGCUGGCAAACAGUCCGAUGCCCUCGACUUCCUGGAGAGUGAAGACGCUUUGCCAUCCAAUGUGAUUGUGCGAACCUGCGUGCCGCAAGUGGAGAUGCUUAACGACUACGCCAGCUGUUUCUUGUCGCACGUGGGUUUCAACAGUUUGCAGGAAAGCCUCAUGGCAGGCGUUCCUCUGGUGGCAGUGCCGCAGGCAGUAGACCAACCCGCCAACGCCAUGAAAGUGCAGAAGAUGUCCUGGGGCGUCUCCUUCCUUCGUCCCAUGGCGAGCGUCACCAGCACCGCCUUGGCGGUGGCCUUGGAGGACGUUCUCCAGGUGCGGAACCGGCGCUUCCGCGCCGCGGUGCAGGCGGCGCAGCGGGACCUGGCCGGCGGCGUGCAGCGCUUGGCGGAAGAAGUGCUGGAGUUGUGA
Molecule: messenger RNA, 756 nt
Organism: Cladocopium goreaui
Lineage: Eukaryota; Dinophyceae; Suessiales; Symbiodiniaceae
Source: the annotation of a GenBank genome assembly